AGACCAAAGGAAGUGUUAAGCGCAGAGGUUUUAUUAGCUGACAUAGUUCACGGAAAGUGGGUGUUAAAUAUCCGUCAUUUGACAUUUAAUUAUCAGCGCUAGUGCCAAUCGAGAAAGUAAUCAGCUCUCUCGCUUAACCCGUUGACAAUGAUUUCGCGGUCUGUCUCAUGGGCAUAAACCUUUCAGAAAUUUGUUCCCAAUGACAUCAAAAAAAUUAAGCAUUUGAAGGACUCCAAGGCCUUAUUAUUCUGACGAUAGACGUUGGAUUGUUGAGCCACUCGACUUAUUAUAAAUCAUCGGCUGACAUCUCGCAUAUCCACUUUGUUCUGGUUCAAACGUAAGACGAACCGACGAUUGACCAAACACAACGAUGCUGUCCUCUGGUUUGCUCUUUCUGAUAUUUUUCGUGGCCUUUGAGGGCACCGUGGUUACAGCUGAUGACGAAGAUUACGACCCUUGCAAGGCUGAUGGUAUCGUACAAGGUGAUAUCGCAGUUUCUGCCUCAGAACUGCGUCAAAGCAGAAGGAAAAGGGCUGCGACUGCCUUCAACAAAAGGCUCUGGCGAGAUGGUGUUAUUCCUUUUGAGCUACAAGACGGUGUUUACACAGGAGAACAGAAAGCGGUUAUUUUACAAGCCAUGCGUCAUUGGGAAAACGCCACUUGCCUAACAUUCAUUGAGCGAACGACAGAGAAAGACUUUAUUUACUUCCACAAAGGACGAUGUGGCUGCUGCUCGUACGUUGGACGCAAGGGGAAUGGGCGCCAAGGGAUUUCUAUUGGCAAGAACUGCGACAAGUUUGGCAUAGUGGUACACGAGAUUGGACAUACGGUGGGGUUCUGGCACGAGCAUACACGGCCUGAUCGGGCUGGCUUUGUCGACAUUUUCAAAGAGAAUAUAAAGAAAGGCGAAGAACAUAACUUUCUAAAACUCAGCUCCGCAGAAAUUAAUUCUUUGGAAGAGCCAUACGACUAUGCAUCCAUCAUGCACUACGGGAAAAACACAUUUGCAAAGGAAGUCAGUCAAAUAACCAUUUUGCCCAAAAAGGAUCCACAAACAGCUCUUCUCCCUGAAAUUGGACAAAGGGAAAAGCUCAGCGUUGGAGAUAUCAGACAAACUGCUAAAAUGUACCGCUGUCCAGAAUGUGGAAGAGCAUUACAAGAGCAAACCGGUACAUUUUCUUCCCCUGGAUUCCCCAAAAGUCAGAAGGACAAGUUAUGUGAGUGGCGCAUUGCUGCGACGCCGGGUGAGCGAAUCUUUCUCAAUUUUACCGUCUUUGGUCUCAGGAGAAGCUCAAGCAGAUGUAGGGAUGAGCACGUGGAAGUGCGGGACGGCUAUUCAAAGUCCUCGCCCCUGAUUGGCCGAUUCUGUGGAAGAAAAGUGCCACCUUCAAUAUGGUCUACUGGAAAUAGAUUGUGGAUUAAGUAUCAGUCGUAUGAAGUAGUAGGAAAACAAGGAUUUAAGGCAAAUUACAAAGCGGUAUGCGGUGGUGACAUAACCUUUCCGCAAGGAACCAUUCAGUCACCGAAGUAUCCGCAGUGGUAUCCCUCGAACAAGAAGUGUACUUGGAGAAUCACUUUGCCGACGGUUU
Stylophora pistillata is the source of this 1589-nucleotide messenger RNA. Its product is annotated as tolloid-like protein 1. NCBI's taxonomy places the organism in Eukaryota, Metazoa, Cnidaria, Anthozoa, Scleractinia, Pocilloporidae. Gene Ontology annotation, biological process: proteolysis. Gene Ontology annotation, molecular function: calcium ion binding; serine-type endopeptidase activity; metalloendopeptidase activity. The record is from RefSeq and is a predicted model, not a curated record.